UUGGUCUGUCGCCUUUUGCCACAUCAAAUCGAGGGCCUCACCUUUUUGAUGCAAAGAGAGGCCAAAGCUGCUGGUGGUCUGCUAGCCGAUGAUAUGGGUCUCGGCAAGACGGUACAGACAAUGGCGCUGCUGCUCUCCAAUCGCAAGCAAGACGAAGCGUGCAUCCCUUCUACGCUCGUCGUUGCACCCCUCUCGCUCAUGGAACAAUGGGCCAACGAGAUUCGCAGCAAGACCAACAUGUCAGUCUAUGUUCAUCAUGGCCCAACACGCAAAGAGCCGCGGCAAUUCGCUAAUUACAAUGUCGUUCUCACCACCUACCAGCUCUUGGUGAGUGAACACGCCACGCCCAACCCGGAUCUCGAGAUUGACAAUGACCGUGGCAUCUUUGGUGUGACUUGGUAUCGCAUCGUGCUGGAUGAAGCGCAUACCAUCAAGAAUCGACAAGCCAAAAUGUCGCAAGCUGCAUACAAGCUACGUGCCAUCAAACGAUGGUGCUUGACGGGAACACCGAUCCAAAAUACGGCAGAGGAUCUCUUCUCAUUGCUCAAAUUUCUGCAGAUACCACCCCUCAAUGACUAUCCCACCUUCAAGGAAAAGGUCUCUGCGCCCGUCGCGAGAGGCAAGACCAAAUUGGCCAUGCAGCGACUCGGUGUUGUCCUGUCACAAAUCAUGCUUCGUCGAACGAAAGCGGUCUUGAAGGAUGGCUUUGCCCUGCCGCCACGGACCGUGCAGCACAUUCAAGUGGACUUUUCCCCUGCUGAGCGACACUUUUAUAAUGGUCUUGAGAAUCGUGCAGAGGCAGCCUUGAAGCGUAUGCAAAGUAGUGGGGAAGCGAUUGGCUAUAUGUCUGUUCUCGUUUUGCUACAACGCCUUCGACAAGCAUGUAACCAUGCGCAGCUCGUCACCAAGGAAUUGGAUGUUUCCGAGUAUCGCGUUGCUGCCAAGUCUGAACCCGACAAUGCCGUCGAUGCCCUUGCGAAUCUCUUCUCCGGGGUCGGCAUGUCAUCGCGUCAAUGUGCCAUUUGUCUUGCAACUUGUUCAGGUGAGCAUUGCGAUGCCUGUGCAGCAGCCAUACAAGGCCAUCUCUCCCUUUCCUGCAAACUUGCGAAGCUCAUGCAACUGCUGGCCAUGCAUAAGGGUAAGGCCAUCUUGUUUUCUCAGUGGACAAGCAUGCUUGACUUGUGUGCGCCAUUUCUUGAAGCAAAUGGUAUUGGUUAUGUCAAGUACUACGGCAGUAUGCCCAACAAGAAGCGUGAAGCAUCGCUUGCUACACUCAAAGCAGACCCAACGUGUCGUGUCUUGUUGUGCUCCCUCAAAGCAGGCGCGCUCGGUCUCAAUCUGACUGUUGCAAAUCUCGUGUUUAUGCUGGAUGUAUGGUGGAAUCCGGCCAUUGAAGAACAAGCAAUUGAUCGGGUGCAUCGUAUUGGACAACAACAGGAAGUCAAGGUCUUUAAACUCACAGUCCGAGAUACGGUAGAGGAUCGCAUCAUUGCCUUACAGGAUAAGAAACGGGAAAUGGCAAAGAGUGCCCUGGGAGAAGGUGGCAAGAUGUCAAGGCUGGGCAUGGAUGAGUUGCUUGCCUUGUUU
This is a messenger RNA of Protomyces lactucae-debilis, 1587 nucleotides long. Its product is annotated as SNF2 family N-terminal domain-containing protein. The transcript has a single exon. The record is from RefSeq and is a predicted model, not a curated record. Lineage: Eukaryota; Fungi; Ascomycota; Taphrinomycetes; Taphrinales; Protomycetaceae. Gene Ontology annotation, molecular function: ATP binding; ATP-dependent chromatin remodeler activity. The annotation marks the transcript as partial. Gene Ontology annotation, cellular component: cytoplasm.